Myxozyma melibiosi is the source of this 2506-nucleotide messenger RNA. RefSeq lists its product as uncharacterized. Gene Ontology annotation, molecular function: GTPase binding. The record is from RefSeq and is a predicted model, not a curated record. NCBI's taxonomy places the organism in Eukaryota, Fungi, Ascomycota, Lipomycetes, Lipomycetales, Lipomycetaceae. The transcript has 2 exons. The annotation marks the transcript as partial.
GUGCAAUCAGGGCUAGAACUUCAAGACAGUCUUGGCCAGGUUGUUGCUGUGUGGAUAUAGCGAAUAAUGCAAUGGGAGACCUGAGUCCGGGUCUUGAUUUGCCUGAUAAUGUGCGUCCGUUAUCCGGCCAGUAUCUUCCGCCCUCGCUACAAGCAAAUGAUGAUGAGAGAGCAUAUAGUACGCAAUUGACGCCUACCGACGCGGACACCGACAACGCAAGCUACGACACAGAUGUGGCCAUCCGAGUGGAUCAGAGCGACUACAACACUGGAGAAGAUAUGUUUGCGCCUGUUCCUGGAUCAGGAAACUUUCUCUCGAGCUCACGCAACGACUCCGCCGUACCCUCGCCGGUCGAAAGUUCAGAUCAGGUUUGGUAUAACGACCGCCCUCAGGUGCCUGAGCUCUCGGCAGCACGGAACUCCUCGAUAAGCACAGCCGAGACACAAGACGAAGAGGACGAGCGUGUACUGGAGAGUACUCGCCGUCUGCAGCGUAUGCUUUCAGUCAGCUUGUCCGAUGCGCGAUCUCCUACGACCCCUGCGCUUAGCGACAGCGGUGUGUUCGAGGACUUGCCCCAAGCAAUGGCGUCUUCUGUGGACGAUUUGAUCUACGAUGCUUCAAAUACUGAGGAUGAAAAACGUGAUGCCCUGCAACAUCUCUUGAUUGUCGCCGCAAGUAAUGGAGACUUGACAACAUUGAAACGGAUACUGGACCACGAAGAUGCCUUCGCGUACGUUGAUGUCAAUAAACCAGAUGAGGAGGGCACAUGUGCUCUGAUAUACGCCGCAUGCUUUGGCCAUGAGAAGGUGGUUGAGGCAUUGGUGGAAGCGGAUGCAGACAUGAAUGCGCAAGAUAAAUUCAAAUGGUCCCCACUGAUGUGGGCUACAAAUAACAAUCACACAAGCAUCGUCAGAUUCCUGCUAGAUCAUGGUGCCUCAGCAGAUGUAAAGUCAUCCGCAGGACGGACAGCUAUGGAUUUUGCCAACGACAGUAGUCAGGAAAUCAAAGGAAUGGUGAAAAGUGCGUCUAGCCGGACAAUUCAAGGCCUGGGGUUGGAUAACAUGAAUGACUACGAGUCAUUUGACAGUCCUCACAGAGUGCGCAAAGCUCUUACAGACGACGACAAUGAUUUGCGCAGGCGGCUGGUUGCAGAGUCGGCGAUAAACCUCAACGUUGAUCUUACGAGUCUUGUCUUAGAAGAUCCGUUUCCAGAUCUGGAUGAAUCAGACUCUGAUUUUGACUGGGAGCACUGUUUACCAGAUCAGAUGUUUGUGUUUUCGGCUGAAGACAUAUCAAAGAUAUUGGAUAUGGCGAUUACGCGUAUGCAGCCAACGAGGUCAAAGUCGCAAAAGCCGGUACCUGCGAAUGUGUUGUUUCUAUCUGCGCGGUUUGCUCACUACUAUGGACCUGCCGACUUACUACAUGGUCUGAUGCUGCCGGCUAUCGAGCGUAUAAAUGACAUCGUGGAGGCGCAUGAAGAUGAUAUGACAUUUUUGGCGUUUUGGCUUUCGAACGUUACGUUGCUUUUGUAUUAUUUAAGGAAAGAUGCGGGAAUGAUGGAGGCAACUAUUGAGCACCAGCAAGAGCUUACAGAGCUCGUGAGCGAGAUUUUCGUGCUGCUGAUUCGCGACGCUGAACGGAGACUCGAUCGGGUUUUGGACGCUGCUAUUUUGGACCACGAGACUAUACCAGGGUUGGAUGAUAUUCAAUUUCAAAGAGAAUGGCCUUUUUUCCGAACUUCGAAAAAACAGGAUCAUGACAGUGAAAGUGUUACUCGGCACAGUGAUGGAGGUAUGCACGGCGGUGGAGGAUCACACGGAAGUCCGUCUUCAGGUCUUCGUCUGUCUGAUGUAAGACCACCGUCCCCUGGGAAGUUGGCCAAGCCGUCUCCCCGCAAUGUGACAUCUCUGCUCAGCUCGACUAUUUUCGUACUCGAUCUGUAUGACGUUCAUCCAGUGAUCACGCUGCAGAUUAUGGCACAGAUAUUUUAUUGGCUUGAUGCGACAAUAUUCAAUCGGAUGAUGAGCAACCGAAAAUACCUCUCGCGUACUAGAGCUAUGCAGAUCCGGCUGAACGUGUCAACUCUCGAGGACUGGGCCAGAGCCAAUGACAAAAGACCAGUGAACGUCGCUCCGGAUAUGGGAGGUGGGACGGGAACUGGCGCGAUGCAUGACAGUUUGUCUAUGAUUGCUCGACGGCAACUCGCCCCUCUGAUUCAGCUAUUGCAAUGGCUCCAGUGUCUGUCGAGUCUGGGUAACGAUACAGAGGCAAUUACAGCAACGUUAGAGCAGCUCUCGUGUCUGAGCGCAGAGCAACUGCUGCAUGUUGCAAAGCAAUAUCGUGCAGAGGUCGGAGAAGACAGAAUGUCAAAAGUAGCUCUCAAACAUCUCAAGAGCUUGGAAGAGCAACAGCAGCAGCAACAACAACAACAACAACAACAACAACAACAACAACAACAACAGCAGCAGCAAAAAGUGAGCCUGGGUAUAUUUGCAGCAUCCGCGAG